GGCUGCAGCACGGGCUCUCCAUGAGCAAGCGGCGGCGACGACGGGUGCGGCGGCACCGGCGGUUUUCGGUCCCCGGGGAGGAUGAAGACACUGUUUGAAGAGAUCAAAGCAUCAAUUAAAAAUAACUAUAACCAAGAUCGCUCAUUUUGGAGGCCUGUUCUUCCUUGGGGAGGUGUUUUUACUAUCAAAGCUGGCCGCAAAGCAGUAUCCUGUACACCACUUUAUGUUGAAAUAAGACUGAAAAAUACCUGCACCAUAGAUGGAUUCUUGAUGUUACUAUAUGUCAUUCUUAAUGAAAAUGAAAAUUUCCCCAGGGAGCUCUCUCUUCAUUUAGGUAGAGAGUUUGUAGACUGUUUCCUUUACUUAAUGGACACCUACAGUUUCACAACUGUGAAGCUACUUUGGAUUUGGGACAAGAUGGAAAAACAGCAAUACAAAUCUGAAGUUCAUAAAGCUUCAUUAAUAAUUGAUUUAUUUGGUAAUGAGCAUGAUAAUUUUACAAAAAAUCUUGAAAAUCUCAUGUCUACCAUACAAGAGAGUUACUGUUCCAACUGGCGAUGCCCAACUCGAGUACAGGAAGAUCAGCAACGCACGAUUAAUAUAAAUCCUCCCCAAGAAAUUCCUCAUGGAAACUUGAUACGACUGGCUGUGGAUGAGUUAUUCUGUUCCAGGAUUGAACUGUGUGAAGAGAGUGGAUGUGGUGGCUUAAGAGAAUUUUCCCAGCGAGUUUUCUGCCAUGGGGCACCCCCUUUUGUUGUCUUAAAUAUGCAGCAUUGGAAAUCUGAAGAUCUAGCAUAUGUACCAUAUUACUUGGAUUUAUCUGAUCACAAGUAUUUGUUGGAAGGUGCCACAUUAUUUAACAAAGAGGAACAUCAUUAUUCUGCAGCUUUCCAGAUUGAUGGACAUUGGAUGCACUAUGAUGGCCUCAGAAAUGUGAAUUUAAUUUUGUUAAAUAAACCCCCAGAGUUUCUCCUCUUGUCAUCAUUGGUUUAUAUUCGAGCAACAGAGAAAUAA
Molecule: messenger RNA, 1014 nt
Organism: Puma concolor (puma)
Lineage: Eukaryota; Metazoa; Chordata; Mammalia; Carnivora; Felidae
Gene: DORIP1
Product: dopamine receptor interacting protein 1
Source: RefSeq, a predicted model, not a curated record